This is a messenger RNA of Fundulus heteroclitus (mummichog), 2610 nucleotides long. RefSeq names its product divergent protein kinase domain 1A (gene dipk1a). The transcript is spliced from 5 exons. The coding region runs from base 32 to 1324 and encodes 430 amino acids. The record is from RefSeq and is a predicted model, not a curated record. Lineage: Eukaryota; Metazoa; Chordata; Actinopteri; Cyprinodontiformes; Fundulidae.
CGCAGCAGAUGUGAGAUGCUCUGCCUCCGCCAUGGCCAAAGGUCCGUUUCCAUGGGGGGUCCUCAGAAAGCCUCUGCACGUCCAGGCCAGAUUCUCCUACCUGCACAUGAAGUACCUGUUUUUCUCCUGGCUGGCGGUGUUCGUGGGAAGCUGGAUAGUGUAUGUGGAGUACUCCUCCUACACAGAGCUGUGUCGAGGGCAGGACUGCAAAAAUUCCAUCUGUGACAAAUACAGGAAAGGAGUCAUCGAUGGCACAGCCUGCAUUAGCCUGUGUGAGAAGGAAACGCUUUAUCUGGGAAAGUGCUUCACUGCCAAACCGAACAGCCAGGUUUACUCAGGAAACUGGGGAGAUCUACAGGGAGUCAUUAAGUGCCAGAUGGAGGAGGCCCCCCACUAUGAUCUUGGAGGCGAGGUGGAACCAAGAAAGGAGGCUGCUCCAGCUGCUUUCAACAAGCCCACCAAGGGAACCUCGGUGGAGAAGUUCAGAGAGAUGAUCAUCAGCCACCUGAAGGCUAAAGUGGGGGAUCAAGCGAAUCUUGCGGACCUGGCAACCCAGGUGUUGUCCUUUACGGAUUCCAAUAAAGACGGCCACAUCUCACUGCCAGAGGCUCGCUCCACGUGGGCCUUGCUGCAGCUCAACGAGUUCCUGUUGGCGCUGGUCUUGCAGGACCGAGAUCACACGCCUAAGCUGCUCGGCUUCUGUGGAGACCUGUACAUGAUGGAGAAGGUGCCGUACUCUCCCCUGUACGGCAUCAGCCUGCCGUGGAUCAUCGAGCUGUGGAUUCCUGCCGGUCUGCGGCGCAGCAUGGAGCAGUGGUUCACCCCCUCCUGGCCACACAAGGCCAAGAUCUCCAUCGGCCUGCUGGAGCUGGUCGAAGACAUUUUCCACGGCACUUACGGCAGCUUCCUCAUGUGUGACGUGAGGACUACCACCUUCGGCUACAACGAGCGGCAUGACUUUAAGGUCAUGGACGCCCGCUACAUCGUUCCUGAAGCCACCUUUCAGGAACGGAUUAGACAGCAGCGCUGCGACGUAGACGAGGAUUGUCUGUAUGGGACCGACUGCCUCACCAGCUGCGACCUCACCAAGCAUCGCUGCACGCCUGAGGUCACCCGGCCCAACUUGGCAAAAGCCUGCGACACCCUCAAGAAUUACAUUCUGAGAGGAGCACCGUCCGACCUGAGCGAUGAGCUGGAGAAGCAGCUCUAUGCUUGCAUUGCCCUGAAAGGCUCAGCGGAGCAGAUGGAGAUUGAGCACUCCCUCAUUCUGAACAAUCUUAAGACUUUGCUAUGGAAGAAGAUCUCCCAUACGAAGGAUUCCUAAAUAGGACAUCCGACCUUCCUGCUUCCUUAAAACGGACAAUCAGUUUCACAGUGGAAACAUUUCGUUUAUAUUUAAAAUAACCUGUAUACUUGAUUUUAAUUCUAAAGCUGUCUGUUGAGUCAUUUUAAUAUCAGACCAUAUACUUAUUCUACGAACUAAACAUGGGACGGUAACCGGUAUCAAGGUACAUCUCAUUAUACUAGAAUAUCAUAGAAGAGUUAAUCUGUUUCAGUGGUUUAGUUAAAAAAGUUUAACUCGUAUAUAUACAUUCAUUGCACACAGAGUGAAUUACACUUACUUGUCUCUUCUUUGGGUAUACCUACCCAAAAAUACUGAAUUGGAUCAAGAUCUGUUGACUGUGGAGAAACUGGAGUACAGGGAACAGCUUGUCAUGUUCCAGAAACCGGUUUGAGAUGUUUGGUGUAAGUCACCAUCAGAAGAUAAUUACAAUCAUCUUUAUUUAUCAUUGCGACACACAUUCCAAUGAAACGUGUCCUCUGUAUUUAACCCAUCCAUUAGGGAGUGGUGGGCUGCCACUGUCAGCACCCAGGGAGCAUUCUGGGGCUAAGGGUCUUGCUCAGGGACCCAGAGAGGCAGUCUGUGGGGUUCAAACCAAGAAGCUCCAGGAUGCAAGUACAAUGCUCUAACAAUUAGGCCACCACUCCCCAGAUGGGUCUACUGUAGAUGUUCAGGGACGGUCAGGUAGACUGUGGUGCUCACCUGGUACUAGGAGCAAAGAGAAAUGAUCUCCCAGAUCUCCACAGACCAGGGAAUGUUUUUCUACUCGGUUACUGUCUGACCUCGGUGGGUCUGUGGGAUGUUGCUUCAGUUUUCUGUCCUGACAGGCGGGGACCCCGGUGUGGUCUUCUGUUGGCUUCAGUAUGUUUCAUGUUCAGAAAUAGUAUUUCACAUUCUUUGGUUAUAACAAAUUAUUUGAGCUACUAAUGUCUGCUCAUUCCUACUGAAACACCCAUAAGGUAUUUUCAUGCACUGUUACCUGUAGAAGUUGACUUUUUGGACCAUUGUAUAACAGGCCGAUGACUGUAUGUGUAAAUCUACUCUUUAUUAAAAAUUAUGCUCAAAGUAACCUAAAACGCCCUCUCUUCCCCUUGCAUUGACUCGGAUGGAGCAUCAGCACGUUGUCUUCACUAGACUAGAUGUCUAAAUGUCUGGAGUUUCCUUCAUAUCAUUACAGGAGUCACCAUUUGUGUUAAAAGCAGGUGUACCCAAUAAAGUGGCCACUGACCAUUUUCAUUGCUGUUCAUUUAAUGUUUUAAUUUUGAUGA